AUGGAGCACACGCACGCCCACCUCGUGGCCAACAGCUCCCUGUCCUGGGCCCCCGGCUCGUCCUGCGGCUUGGGCUUCGUGCCUGUGGUCUACUACAGCUUCUUGCUGUGCCUCGGUUUACCAGCAAACACCCUGACAGUGAUCAUCCUUUCUCAGCUGGUGGCUAGAAGGCAGAAGUCCUCCUACAACUAUCUCUUGGCACUUGCUGCUGCUGACAUCUUGGUCCUCUUUUUCAUCGUGUUUGUGGACUUCCUCUUGGAAGAUUUCAUCUUGAACAUGCAGAUGCCUCAGGUCCCCAACAAGAUCAUAGAAGUGCUGGAAUUCUCAUCCAUCCACACAUCCAUUUGGAUUACUGUCCCAUUAACAAUCGACAGGUACAUUGCUGUCUGCCACCCGCUCAAAUACCAUACCGUCUCCUACCCAGCCCGCACCCGGAAAGUCAUCAUUAGCGUUUACAUCACCUGCUUCCUGACUAGCAUCCCUUACUACUGGUGGCCCAAUAUCUGGACUGAAGACUAUAUCAGUACUUCCAUGCAUCAUGUCCUUAUCUGGAUUCACUGCUUCACCGUGUACCUGGUGCCCUGUUCCAUCUUCUUCAUCUUGAACUCAAUCAUUGUGUACAAGCUCAGGAGAAAGAGCAAUUUUCGCCUCCGGGGCUACUCCACAGGGAAAACCACUGCCAUCUUGUUCACCAUUACCUCCAUCUUUGCCACCCUCUGGGCUCCCCGCAUCAUCAUGAUCCUCUACCACCUCUACGGGGCACCCAUUCAGAACCGCUGGCUGGUGCACAUCAUGUCCGACAUCGCCAACAUGCUGGCCCUUCUGAACACCGCCAUCAACUUCUUCCUCUACUGUUUCAUCAGCAAGCGGUUCCGCACCAUGGCAGCUGCCACACUCAAGGCCUUCUUCAAGUGCCAGAAGCAGCCUGUACAGUUCUACACCAACCAUAACUUUUCCAUAACAAGUAGCCCCUGGAUCUCGCCAGCCAACUCACACUGUAUCAAGAUGCUGGUGUACCAGUAUGACAAGAAUGGAAAGCCUAUAAAAGUAUCUCCGUGACCCCAGUGAUUCAGCACCUAGUGCCUCUGUCUAGCCCAUUUCCAGAUGGGAGGGCAUCCCAUCCGACAGCUGAAGAGCAAUCAAGAGUGUUCACCUGAUUCCCUGUUUCCACAGCCUGAACACCUGUCAGACUGGUAGAUAAGGAAAGAUGGGAGUGCAGAGAGGAAAGCAGAAGUCUUCUUUUUAGUGAUGUAUUUAUUUUCCCAACCGUCAAGUUGACAACAAAAACUCCCUACCAGUUUGAAGAGGACAUCCGAGGUGGUGCCAUCACCCCGUGGCUAGGAAGGACAUGCAGUAGAGAAGUCGUUUGCAACUUAGCCCUGGAACUACCCACCAUCUGGGAACCAUUUCCUGUGGCACACCAUGCAUGCCACAGGAGCACGUAGCUGAGUCUGCACUCUUCUUCCAAGAGCCAAGGUCAUUCAUCACU
This is a messenger RNA of Echinops telfairi (small Madagascar hedgehog), 1489 nucleotides long. RefSeq names its product G protein-coupled receptor 139 (gene GPR139). The record is from RefSeq and is a predicted model, not a curated record. The coding region runs from base 1 to 1059 and encodes 352 amino acids. Lineage: Eukaryota; Metazoa; Chordata; Mammalia; Afrosoricida; Tenrecidae. Gene Ontology annotation, cellular component: membrane. The transcript has 2 exons. Gene Ontology annotation, molecular function: neuropeptide receptor activity. Gene Ontology annotation, biological process: G protein-coupled receptor signaling pathway.